AUGCAAUCAUUUAUUAAAUUAACAAAGCUAACAAUCGAAAAGCAAAUUUGUAACGUUAGAACAAUCGGUUUAUUGAAAAAAACUCAAUUACGUUUUUAUAGUAAAUCAGAACCAAAAUGUCCAUCAAUGAAAGUAACUAUUUGUGGUGCUUCCGGAAGCAUUGGUCAACCUCUUUCCCUCAUGUUGAAACAGUGUCCUUACAUAGAUGAACUCAAUUUAUUUGAUAUUAUUGGAGCUUGUGGUGUAGGACUUGAGCUUUCACACGUGGAUACUAAAUGCAAAGUUAGAGCCUAUACUGGAAAAGAACAAAUUAAAGAUUCAUUAAAAAACACACGAGUCGUUGUUUUGGCUGCUAGUUCGUCAAAAAAAACAGGUGAAGAUCCUUUUAUAGAAAAUGCCAAAAUUGCUAUGGAAUUAGCUGCGGCUUGUGGAGAAGCUUGUCCGGAAGCUUUAAUUGCUGUAGUAAUGAACCCUCUUAAUUCAAUAGUCCCUGUUGUUUGUGAAAUAUUAAAAAGAUGGGGCCGAUUUGAUCCAAAUCGUGUUUUUGGAAUCACGACUCUUGAUUGCGUGAGAGCAAAUAUGUUUGCUGCAGAAAUUUUAGGACUCGAACCUGAAUGCGUCGUUAUACCCGUAAUCGGAGGAAAUUCCGAAUGUACAAUAGUACCUGUUCUAUCUCAAGCUAAACCUUCAAAUGAUUUUAAACCAGAAGAAAUUUCUCAGUUGACGCUUGCCAUACAACAAGCAGAAAAUGAAGUAACAAAAGCCAAAGAAGGUGUAGGAUCAGCUUCAUUAUCAAGUGCUUUUGCGGCUGCUAGGUUUACUAUCUCUUUGGUUAAGGGUCUCAUAGGUCAUAAAGGAGUGGUUGAAUGUACCUACGUUCCAACGGAAUGCAUGGAAGGUGUAAGCUAUUUUGCUGUCCCUAUCGAAUUAGGUCCUAACGGUGUCAUGAGAAAUUUGGGAGUACCAAAUUUAAGCGAAUACGAAUGUAGUAUUUUACAAAGAGCCAUUCCUUAUUUACAAAACGAUAUUAAAAAGGGAGAAGAUUUUGUUAAAACUCAAAAAGCUUCCGAAAUACUUAUUUGCUAA
Messenger RNA from Pediculus humanus corporis (human body louse), 1086 nucleotides. RefSeq names its product malate dehydrogenase, putative. The record is from RefSeq and is a predicted model, not a curated record. Lineage: Eukaryota; Metazoa; Arthropoda; Insecta; Psocodea; Pediculidae. The transcript is spliced from 6 exons. Gene Ontology annotation, molecular function: L-malate dehydrogenase (NAD+) activity. Bases 1 to 1086 code for a protein of 361 amino acids. Gene Ontology annotation, biological process: carboxylic acid metabolic process; tricarboxylic acid cycle. Gene Ontology annotation, cellular component: cytoplasm; mitochondrion.